AUGCAGCCAGCAAUGAUGAUGUUUUCCAGUAAAUACUGGGCAAGGAGAGGGCUUUCCCUGGAUUCAGCAGUGCCCGAAGAGCAUCAGCUGCUCUCCAGCUUAACACUAAAUAAAACUAACUCUGGCAAAAAUGAUGAUAAAAAAGGCAACAAGGGAAGCAGCAAAAAUGACACUGCUACCGAGAGUGGCAAGACGGCAGUUGUAUUCUCCUUGAAAAAUGAAGUUGGUGGAUUGGUCAAAGCGCUGAAGCUCUUCCAGGAAAAACACGUCAACAUGAUUCAUAUUGAGUCCCGGAAAUCCCGGCGGCGAAGUUCGGAAGUUGAAAUCUUUGUGGACUGUGACUGUGGCAAAACGGAAUUCAAUGAGCUCAUUCAGUCACUGAAAUUUCAGACCACGAUUGUGACGCUGAAUCCGCCAGAGAACAUUUGGACGGAGGAAGAAGAGUUGGAGGAUGUGCCCUGGUUUCCCCGGAAGAUCUCGGAGUUAGACAGGUGUUCUCACCGAGUUCUCAUGUAUGGUUCGGAGCUGGAUGCCGACCACCCAGGAUUUAAAGACAAUGUCUAUCGACAGAGAAGGAAGUAUUUUGUGGAUGUGGCCAUGGGUUACAAAUACGGUCAGCCCAUCCCCAGGGUGGAGUACACGGAGGAAGAGACCAAGACGUGGGGCGUCGUGUUCCGGGAGCUCUCCAAACUCUAUCCCACGCACGCUUGCCGGGAGUACUUGAAAAACUUCCCUCUGCUGACGAAACACUGCGGCUACAGGGAGGACAACGUGCCCCAGCUGGAAGACGUCGCGGCGUUUCUGAAAGAAAGAUCUGGCUUCACGGUGAGGCCCGUGGCCGGGUACCUGAGUCCUCGGGACUUCCUGGCAGGACUGGCCUACAGAGUGUUCCACUGCACGCAGUACAUCCGCCACGGCUCGGACCCGCUCUACACCCCGGAGCCAGACACAUGUCAUGAACUCCUGGGACAUGUCCCUCUGCUGGCAGAUCCUAAGUUUGCUCAGUUUUCACAAGAAAUAGGCCUGGCAUCUCUGGGAGCAUCGGAUGAAGAUGUUCAGAAACUAGCCACAUGCUAUUUCUUCACGAUUGAGUUUGGCCUUUGCAAACAAGAAGGGCAGCUGCGGGCAUAUGGUGCUGGACUGCUUUCCUCCAUUGGAGAAUUAAAGCAUGCUCUUUCUGACAAGGCGUGUGUGAAAGCCUUUGACCCCAAAACAACCUGCUUGCAGGAAUGCCUUAUCACCACCUUCCAGGAAGCCUACUUUGUUUCAGAAAGUUUUGAAGAAGCCAAAGAAAAGAUGAGGGACUUUGCAAAGUCAAUUACCCGUCCCUUCUCAGUCUACUUCAAUCCCUACACUCAGAGUAUUGAAAUUCUGAAGGACACCAGGAGUAUUGAAAAUGUCGUGCAGGACCUCCGCAGCGAUUUGAACACCGUGUGUGAUGCCUUGAACAAAAUGAACCAGUAUCUGGGGAUUUGA
Messenger RNA from Budorcas taxicolor (takin), 1476 nucleotides. It is a transcript of the gene TPH2, whose product is annotated as tryptophan hydroxylase 2. Gene Ontology annotation, cellular component: neuron projection. Bases 1 to 1476 code for a protein of 491 amino acids. Lineage: Eukaryota; Metazoa; Chordata; Mammalia; Artiodactyla; Bovidae. The record is from RefSeq and is a predicted model, not a curated record. Gene Ontology annotation, molecular function: tryptophan 5-monooxygenase activity; iron ion binding. The transcript is spliced from 11 exons. Gene Ontology annotation, biological process: serotonin biosynthetic process; aromatic amino acid metabolic process.